GAGUCGAGUCUCCGACAGGGACAGACAGACAGACAGACGACAAGUAGUAAAAGUUGUCGUCGCGUCCGCUGCCUAACCUUCGCAUCUUUAGUUAAUUAAAUAGGGUCAGAGUCAAGAUGGUUUCAGAAGACAGGUUAAAAGAAUUGGUUGAAAUAAAAAAUAAACAAAGAGCUGCAACCAAAGCAGAAUAUUGGAAGCAAAUGACUAAUCCAUUCAGACAUGCAACAGGAGAAGGUGGAUAUUUGUUUGAUACUGGUAUUCAAAGAUGGAUGGCUAUGGAAGCAACAGGCUACAACUUCUUCAAACCAACCCCAAAAAAUGCCCUUGGAGGGGUGUUGUUUAUAGUUCUGCCACUUGCGUUGUGCAUGUACAAGGUGAAGACAGACAGGGAUGCGAGAGAACAGAAAUACCGCUCGGGCUUGAUUGCAUACAGAGACCGAUACCACAAGUUUAUUUAAGUGGAAAGGAAUAAGAGCUUUGUUGUGCUUGAACAUAGUUUAAUACAUAGAAUAUCUCUUGUAGUACCCCACAAAGUGUAUAAUUUUGUUCAUGAUUGUAAACUACUGUGUAAAAUAUAAUUAAUUAUUAUUA
Messenger RNA from Macrosteles quadrilineatus (aster leafhopper), 591 nucleotides. RefSeq names its product NADH dehydrogenase [ubiquinone] 1 beta subcomplex subunit 4 (gene ND-B15). The transcript is spliced from 4 exons. Bases 117 to 458 code for a protein of 113 amino acids. Lineage: Eukaryota; Metazoa; Arthropoda; Insecta; Hemiptera; Cicadellidae. The record is from RefSeq and is a predicted model, not a curated record. Gene Ontology annotation, cellular component: mitochondrion.